Messenger RNA from Fimicolochytrium jonesii, 1806 nucleotides. Its product is annotated as integral peroxisomal membrane peroxin-domain-containing protein. The transcript has 4 exons. NCBI's taxonomy places the organism in Eukaryota, Fungi, Chytridiomycota, Chytridiomycetes, Spizellomycetales, Powellomycetaceae. Gene Ontology annotation, cellular component: peroxisomal membrane. The coding region runs from base 113 to 1630 and encodes 505 amino acids. The record is from RefSeq and is a predicted model, not a curated record. Gene Ontology annotation, biological process: peroxisome organization.
CAGCGUUUGGCCGCCGCUCCUGUCCGUCCAAAGCCGCCUUUUAUAUCCCUCUCGCUCGUCCCUCCCCCAACCUCCCUUCCCCGCAUCCUUUGUAUCCGAGUAGCCGGCCUACAUGCACAACACCAUAGCAGCAAUGGCUUCCGGAGGCGUCCACCACUUUGAGGUCACUACCUACAACAAGCCCACCUAUUGUGACGCCUGCGAUAAGUUCCUCUGGGGGUUGGUCAGGCAGGGCGCUCAGUGUAAAGGCUGCGGCUUCAACGUGCACCGUAAAUGCCAACACACAGUCAACGUCCCCUGCUCCGGGCAGUACGCACCCCGGGACUACAGCGACCGCACCCCCACCACCGGCGAAUUCACCUCCGACCUCCAACUCUACGACCGGUCCCUCAGCGACACCGACUCCCGCGGGGCCAUGCUGCCCCUGCGCCGCAAAUCCGAGUCGCACGUCAUCAUCCCGGGAAGCAAGGCCGUCACGGCGCCCAAGAAGCCGUUGACGAAGCGCACGCGGUCGGGCAAUGCGAGCGAUUCGGGACAGGAGAAGGAGAAGGAGAUGAGCUUUGUGCAGGAGCUCAUGACCCACACCGCGGUUAACUCGGCCGCGAUGCAGAGGGCGGCCAAGGAGCCGUCGUUGAAUCUGUUGACUACUACCCCCAAGAAUUUCACCCGAUUUGUGUCGAGGUUGGGACCCAUGGUCGGCUUCCAGGACGAUAUCACCGAGAUCCUCACGUGGCAGAACCCCUCAAAGACUUUCAUUAUCAUGGUUGUCUACGUUUUCCUAUGCAUAUACCCGACCCUCUUCAUCGUCCUCCCCCAACUCCUCCUCAUCUACAACAUCAUGAACAACUACUACACGAAAACCAAAAAGACCGUCACAGGCAAAAAACCCAGCGCAAACGUUCAAUACCUCAAAAACAUGCAGUUCAUCCAAAACUCCAUGGGCAUGUACUGCGACGCCUACGAGGACGUCAAGAAGAACUCCACGGUCCUCGACUGGUCCGACGAGGAGGAGACCAUCCGGAUCCUGAAAGUCGCUGUUGGGUCGAUGUUUGGGGUUAUCUUUGUUGUGAGGAUCAUCCCGUUCAACUACAUCAUGUUGUUGGGGGGUGUGGGCAUGUUUUUGCAGAACACGGCUAUCUUCCGUGCUGCGUCGACUACAGUGCCGCCGGUGUUGAUGAAAAAGUUGCAGCAUCAGGUUGACACGGUUCGUGAGGCGAUUCGGGAGGCCAGGAAGGGGGCUGAUGAUGGUGUGGUUGUUGUCUCGCUCUAUGAGAACCAGAGGUGGUGGGCUGGCCUAGGAUGGAUCCCGCACCUCCUCCGCUCCGAACGCCCCGCCUGGUCCGACGAAACCGGCACCAUCUCCCGCCCGGCAAAAGAUCACUACGAGCCCCCGCAAGACGGCGGCGUCUGGGAAUGGAUGGACGAAGACUGGCUGCUCGACGUCGGGUGGGCGAACGUGGACGAGAAGGGGUGGCAGUACAUGGACCAUACGUGGGAGAACGCGAAGAGCAAGGCGUCGAUGGGCAGUCUGACUCGACGGAGGAUGUGGGUCAGGAAGAUGAGGCUGGUCAAGGAGCAGCAGGCGGCCAUCGAGCCGCCGUCGGUUGUGAAGGCUAUCAAGGGGCAGUGAUUUGAUAAUCCCCCCUGAGGAUUGUUCGGCGUACAUAUUUGCUUGGGUGUCAACCUCAUACAACGCACACGACCGGGCCCCGAUGCGUUCAUCAACCCAUCAGAGACAACACAACACAUACAGGACCACAGGCGUACUUAGUUAGUUCCACACCACCCCCCAUUUAAUCAGUAAUA